GCGCGCGCGCAGCUCUUGUCCGUGGGAGAAAGUGAAGAAGGGGAGAGGGAACGAGAGAGGAGGGAGAGAGUGUGAUCCCAGGUCUCUCUCAGCGGCUCUCUCCACUUUGGGUCCAUGUACCCAGUCUGACUCAAUGGGGCUUUAGCAGUACGGGGUACACGUUAAAUAAAGAUAUUUAUUCACCCCGAAGCCCUUUUUGUGUUUCGGUCUCGUGCGUCUCCACAGACACCGGUGACACAUCCAGGACCGUCUCCAGAGGUGUGCCGCUGUCCGCACCUCACAGAAGGGUCAGUCGGGUCCCUCUCAUCGGCUGGCUUUCUGUGAGCGGAUACUUUUCACACUGACAGCUUGAACAGACCGGCAAACUACUGCAACACUAUGGAUUUUAGAAAUUGUCCCUUCCGGAAGAAACGGAGACCAUGGUUUUUGGACUUCUCAUCUUUUGCCUUGGUAACCGUGGCCCUCUCUGUGCUCCAAACGACUGUGGCUCGUGCAGACCCAGUGGACGUGCUGCGGGCUCUGCAGGUUCCCUCUCUCCCUGAAGGCGUAAAGAAAGUUCCUGGUUUCUGCACCUCUCGUCGCUCUGGAAACCCUGACCAUGCCUACCGCAUCUCCAAGCGAGCUCAGAUCUCUGCUCCCACCAAACAACUCUUUUCAGGUCGUUUCCCUGAGAACUUCUCGAUCAUGGCUCUGGUUAAAGCACACGCAGGUCUGCAGGCCUUCCUCCUCUCCAUUUACAGUGAGCAGGGCAUCCAGCAGCUGGGCAUCGAGAUGGGACGCUCCCCUGUGUUUCUGUAUGAGGACCAGAAUGGAAAACCAGCCCCCGAAGACUACCCCCUGUUCAGAGGCGUCAACCUGGCUGAUGGCAAAUGGCACCGCGUUGCUUUCUCAGUGUCUAAGAAAAAUGUGACUCUCCUGCUGGACUGUAAAAAGAAAAUGACUCGUCCUUUGGCUCGUGGGAAUAACGCAGAGGUCGACACCAACGGCAUCACUGUGUUUGGAGCCCGUCUUCUGGAUGAGGAGGUUUUCCAGGGUGACAUCCAGCAGUUACUGAUCGCCUCAAACCCUCAGGCUGCCUAUGACUUCUGUGAACACUACAGCCCAGACUGUGACUCCCCACUGCCCAAGACCCAGGCCCAGGACCCCAACACCUACAAGAAACCAUCUAACGGGAAACCAGCCCCUACUAAGCCAAGUGUGGUUAAACCCAAACCGACCCCAGCCAAGGCAGUUAAAACCGGACCAUCCAAACUCGUAGUGAAGCCGCCGAUGCCCACCAAAGCUCCUAAGGUCUCCACCACCAAACCCAAAGUGAAGCCCACCGCAGUAGAGAUCCUCCUGUCUAAGAUCAAGCCCACAGCAGCAGCAGCAACCUCCAAACCAUCUGCAAAGAAUGGAAAUGGUAAAGCUACUGUAGAGAAGAAAGCUAAUGGUGCUGCUAAGGCUAAUGGAAAUGGAAAAGCUAAUGCUAAUGCUAAAGCUAAGCCGACCACUCCACCUAAAGUUAAUGGAAAUGGUAAAGCAGUAGCAGAGAAGAAAGUUAACAGCAAUGGUAAAGCUAUUGUUGAGAAGAAAGCGACGACAAAAGUUGUUGCUAAAGCUAACGGCAAAGCAGCAACAGACAAGAAAGUCAAUGGCAAACCUGCUGCUGAUAAAGCUAAACCUAAUGGGAAAGCUGAUAAUAAAAUCAAUGCUAAAGUUACUGUGGUAGAAAAGAAAGUUGUGAAAACAGAAACCACUAUAAAAACUAAGACAGACAAAAAAGUUGAAGCUACGAAGGCGCCAAAACCAGCAAAAGCACCCAAACCUGAACCUACGAAAGCUGUAAAGGCUUCAACAGCCAAAACUCUGAAAGUAGAAGUCACCAAAGUGAAGACGACUAAAGCUCCCCCGGCUAAACCCACAGCAAGCCAAGCCAAUGUGGUAGAAAAGAUAACAGUCAAGAAAGUGAUGACUACAUCUGCACCUGUCCGUCCUACGCCUCCCAGACCCACCAAGCCCAAGGUGGUGGAGAAUAAUGUGAAGUCACACAACAAGCCUUUCCCUCCGUUUGGCACAUCUAUUCUGGGAGCAACUGCCACCCCGGCCAAGAAAAUCACCAACGGCUAUCAGCAGGAUGUAGAUACAGAGUAUUCGGAGGCUGGCCACACCCCUACAGACCCUGAUUAUUUCUAUGAGGAGACGAUUCCAGAGGGUGAGGUGAUUGCAGAAGAAGAGACCGAGGUUCAGCCCGAGGCGGACCCAUCCUUGUACGAAUCAGAGGUAGAUGCCACCAAAGGCGUGGGUGAGGAGGCCUUCACUGAGGAGUAUGUGACUGGGGAUGUGGGCCUGAAGGAGUACGACUAUUCCUACAGGGAUUACCACGAGCCGCUAGUGGAGAACGGAGAGGUCGAUGCCAACAUGGGUCCAGCUCUGUCCGCGGUGACAGACGAAGACGGCGCCGCUGCCAGGGGUCAGAAAGGAGAAAAGGGAGAGCCUGCUGUCCUGGAGCCUGGUAUGCUGAUUGAAGGGCCACCUGGACCUGAGGGACCAGCUGGCCCUACCGGUCCUCCUGGCUCAUCAGGACCUCCUGGCUCUGUUGGUGACCCUGGUGAGAGGGGCGUUCCUGGUAAACCCGGUCUCCCUGGAGCUGAUGGUGUCCCUGGACCUCCUGGCUCCUCCGUCAUGCUGCCAUUCCGCUUUGGUCAGAGCGGUGGCGAUAAAGGACCUGUGGUUUCAGCUCAGGAGGCACAGGCAGCUGCCAUCUUGUCCCAGGCUCGGAUGGCUCUGAAAGGACCCCCAGGACCAAUGGGUUAUACAGGACGUCCGGGACCAUUGGGAGGUCCAGGAAGUCCUGGUCUGAAGGGAGAAAGUGGAGACCCUGGUCCCCAGGGCCCAAGGGGACAACAGGGCAUGAUGGGACCUCCUGGAAAAUCAGGAAGGAGAGGUCGAGCUGGAGCCGAUGGAGCCCGAGGUAUGCCAGGGGAACCCGGAACCAAGGGUGACCGAGGCUUUGAUGGUCUUCCUGGUUUGCCUGGGGACAAAGGGCACAGGGGUGACACCGGCCCAAUGGGACCUCCAGGCUCUCAGGGAGAAGAUGGAGAGAGGGGAGAUGACGGAGAGGUUGGACCAAGGGGUCUCCCAGGUGAACCCGGACCUCGUGGUUUGCUCGGCCCCAAAGGUCCCACUGGCAUCCCUGGACCUCCUGGUGUUCGAGGAAAUGAUGGAAACCCAGGCCCCAAAGGAAACUUGGGUCCACAAGGAGAGCCUGGCCCUCCUGGACAACAGGGAACUCCAGGAACUCAAGGAAUGCCUGGGCCUCAGGGAGCUAUUGGACCUCCAGGAGAAAAAGGUCCCACAGGAAAACCAGGUUUACCUGGAAUGCCUGGAGCUGAUGGACCUCCUGGCCAUCCAGGAAAAGAGGGACCUUCUGGAACCAAAGGAAACCAAGGUCCUAACGGUCCUCAAGGAGCUAUUGGUUAUCCUGGCCCUCGCGGCAUCAAGGGAGCCCAAGGAAUCCGUGGGUUGAAGGGCCACAAAGGAGAAAAGGCAAAAGAUGGUUUUCCUGGAAUUAAGGGUGACUUCGGUGCAAAGGGAGAGAGGGGUGAAGUUGGUGUACCAGGACCUAGGGGAGAGGAUGGUCCCGAGGGGCCGAAGGGUCGUGUUGGACCCCCAGGUGAACUUGGACCCAUUGGACUUGUUGGAGAGAAGGGAAAACUUGGUGUCCCUGGACUUCCUGGAUAUCCCGGAAGACUAGGACCAAAGGGAUCGCUCGGGUUCCCAGGUUUCCCAGGUUCAAAUGGCGAGAAGGGAACAAGGGGUCUUAGUGGAAAAGCAGGGCCAAGAGGACAAAGAGGACCAACUGGUCCCAGAGGGCAGAGAGGGCCCAGGGGAGCAACUGGAAAGCCAGGAGCAAAGGGAACCUCAGGAAGUGAUGGACCUCCUGGUCCUCCUGGAGAGAGAGGAUUGCCUGGGCCUCAAGGAGCUAACGGUUUCCCUGGACCAAAAGGACCUCCUGGACCACCAGGGAAAGACGGUCUGCCUGGACAUCCUGGACAGAGAGGAGAAGUUGGUUUCCAAGGGAAGAUGGGUCCACCUGGGCCUCCAGGAGUCGUCGGACCACAGGGUCCAUCCGGAGAAACUGGCCCCAUGGGUGAGCGGGGUCACCCCGGACCCCCAGGCCCUCCUGGGGAGCAGGGUCUUUCUGGUCCCUCUGGAAAAGAAGGCACCAAAGGAGAUCCAGGUCCCCCAGGCGGUCCUGGCAAAGACGGACCCCCAGGACUGAGAGGUUUCCCUGGAGAGAGAGGACUUCCCGGUACCCCUGGAGGUGGAGGACUGAAGGGUGGUGAAGGACCUGCUGGACCUCCUGGACCUGCUGGGUCUCCUGGUGAAAGGGGCGUGGCUGGGACGGCUGGACCUGUUGGACCUCCAGGACGACCAGGACCUCAGGGACCUCCUGGAUCCGCUGGAGAGAAGGGGGUUCCUGGAGAAAAAGGCCCCAUCGGCCCAGCUGGUCGGGAUGGGGUUCAGGGUCCUGUGGGUCUACCUGGCCCAGCUGGAUCUCCUGGGAUACCUGGAGAGGACGGAGACAAGGGUGAAGUUGGAGAGCCAGGCCAGAAAGGUGCCAAAGGAGCAAAGGGAGAGCAUGGACCCCCUGGUCCACCUGGUCCAAUGGGCCCUGUUGGUCAGCCUGGUCCUGCUGGCGCAGAUGGAGAGACUGGUCCCCGGGGUCAGCAGGGACAUUUCGGAGCUAAAGGUGAUGAAGGAUCCAGAGGUUUCCCAGGGGCUCCCGGGCCCAUUGGUCUGCAGGGAUUACCUGGUCCACCAGGUGAGAAGGGAGAGACUGGAGAUGUUGGACCUCUGGGUCCUCCAGGCCCUCCUGGACCCCGAGGCCCAGCUGGACCCAACGGUGCUGAUGGUCCCCAAGGUCCUCCAGGUGGUUUGGGAAAUCCUGGACCUCUCGGUGAGAAGGGAGAGCCUGGAGAGGCUGGUCCACCUGGCAUUGGGGGAGAACCAGGAAAGAAGGGUCCCAGAGGAGAGCGCGGAGAGAAAGGAGAGGCAGGACAGCCGGGAACAGCUGGACCUCCAGGAGGAAGAGGUCGACCGGGAGACGAUGGGCCCAAAGGAAACCCUGGUCCUGUUGGUUUCCCUGGUGAUCCUGGUCCCCCUGGUGAAGUUGGGCCCAGAGGUCAAGAUGGUGCUAAGGGUGAGAGAGGAGAGGACGGUGAACAAGGAGAAUCUGGCUCUCCAGGACCCCCCGGAGAGAAUGGACCUCCCGGACCACCAGGAAAGAGGGGACCUGCUGGAUCUCGAGGACCAGAGGGGCGUCAGGGAGAGAAGGGAACAAAGGGAGAUGCAGGUGCAGUUGGACCUCCAGGAAAGACUGGCCCCGUUGGACCUCAGGGCCCUCCCGGAAAACCAGGAACAGAAGGCCUCAGAGGACUGCCCGGAUCAGUGGGUGAACAAGGAUCUCCAGGACCAGCUGGGCAGAAAGGACCACCAGGACCCAUUGGGCCUCCUGGUUUGGCCGGUCUCCGUGGAGAUCCUGGAGCCAAAGGUGAGAAGGGUCACUCAGGUCUCAUUGGUCUGAUUGGACCUCCCGGAGAGCAGGGAGAGAAGGGAGACCGGGGUCUGCCUGGACCCCACGGAUCUGCUGGGCCUAAAGGAGAGACUGGAAUGCCUGGAGGCACUGGGCCACUUGGUCCUGCAGGUCCCCCUGGUCUAACUGGUCCACAAGGUAUAAAGGGAGCUAAAGGUGCUACUGGAGGAUCUGGUCCAAAGGGGGAGAAAGGUGUACAAGGACCCCCUGGACCUCCUGGCCCACCAGGUGAGGUCAUUCAGCCGUUGCCAAUCCAGAGAAGUCCCAAAUCCAAGCGUUCCAUCGAUGCCAGUCAGAUAGUGUCUGAGUCUGACCCGGACAUGCCCGCUGCGGAUGCGACUGGAGCGGAGUUCCUCACGGGCAGUGAAGGCUUGGAGGAGAUCUUUGGGUCACUGGACUCAUUACGAAAAGAAAUAGACACUCUACGAUUCCCAUUGGGCACAAAGGACAGCCCUGCUCGCACUUGCCAAGACCUGCACCUCAGCCAGCCAGGAAUCAAAGACGGAGAGUACUGGAUUGAUCCAAACCAGGGCUGCUCCAGAGACUCCUUCAAAGUCUUCUGCAAUUUCACAAAAGGAGCUGAGACGUGUUUAUAUCCCAGCAAGAGCAUUAGCGAUGUGAAGAUGAGCACGUGGCACAAAGAGACUCCAGGAUCCUGGUACAGUAAAUUUUCCACGGGCAGCAAAUUCACAUACGUGGAUUCUAACGGCGACCCAGUGGGUGUGGUGCAGCUCGGUUUCCUGCGUCUGUUGAGCGUUCAGGCGCGGCAGAACCUUACGUACCACUGUCAUCGCUCUGUGGCCUGGGCCGACCGUAGCCACAAGGACAGCCACAACCGAGCACUGCACCUGCAGGGGGCGAAUGACGAGGAGCUGAGCUACAACAACAGCCCCUACAUCAAGGCCCUGGUGGACGGCUGCUCUUACCGUAAGGGCUUUGACAGGACAGUGCUGGAGGUAAACACGCCACAAGUGGAACAUCUCCCCCUGCUGGACAUCAAGGUGUCAGACUUUGGGGAGAGCAACCAACAGUUUGGUUUUGAAGUGGGACCUGUUUGUUUCCAGGGCUAAAACACAUCUACACUGUCCACCAUCAUCCACAGAGCGAACACACACAGAAACAAUCACAUCUGCACUUAGAGACACAACAAUGUAAUAAAAGACGCCCAAUGUUUUGUAAAUUAACUUGUAAAUUAAUAAAUGAAACAUGCUCCCAUACACAUACUUGCAUACAUAUACUACAUACUGUGGUGGGACUAUCUCGUGAUCAGUACCUGCCCAAGGAACGUCUAAAAUACUGUUGGAAACAAGAUGAGAAAUAUUAUUGAAGAAGAAACUGCCGAAGAUAAAGACUGGGCAAACAUCUGCAAGAAGAAAGAAGGAGAGAGUCUUCUGGAGUGAAUCAGUGUUUGUUGAAUCGGAGAAUUAAGCCGGAUGCCCUGUCUCGGACCCCUCUCAACGCCCCCUUCCUCCCCGCAGUCCCUGUGUCUCUCUACCUCCCCCUUUAUCUUUGACUUUUAACAUCUUUACUCUUUUGUUUACAUUUCAGGCAACAUACUGUUUAGUUAUAACUUAAUGGGUGCUUGAGUUUUCCAACACCAACCUAAAAAUGUGCAAUCCUCUAGCUAGGUAUUCCCAACGAAAAUCCUGGUUCAAGAUCUGGAGAAGGGUUGAACUGUGUUAAAUGCAGAGACAUAGUUCAUCAUUAAGGUCUACCUAAACAAUGUUGGUAGUUGUAGUUGCUAUAUUAACUUAUUUAAAACCUAAAAUUUGUGUUCAAGCAAAGACUCGCGAUGCUUUUCAGUUAUGUUUCAUGCAAUGUAAACUUGGAGUAAAACAUUUUAACAAUUGUAUUAAAAGUUACCAAAGACGCUACCAGUUUGUGCCUUGAAUAAAAUAAGAGGUGGUCAGCUUUGUCCUGCUUUUAAAUGUAUUUCUCUUAUUUUUUAAACUGUGAUUUGCAGAUAAAACCGGUGCUAAGUCAGGAGUUUGAUGCUUGAAGUCCAAUGAAAUUAUUCUCAACCAAAAAACUAUGCUGGACAAUCCCUAUGACCAAAACAACUUUUUUAUUAUCACCAAAAGUAAGAUAGCUUGGGUUUUUUUCAUUUAAAGCUAAAAAUCAGGGUCAAUUAUGGAACUGUUUUCUUCCCUAUUUUCUGCAGAGGUUAAUAAGAAAUGCAUGCUUUUCUAUAGAAACUGUGGCUUGUUGCUAACUAUACCAAAGGAUAUGGUGUCCAAUUUUCUUUUUAGUUUAUUUUAUACCAUUUCAUUAAGCUUUUUUACUGGGGAAAAUGUGCAUUACAUACAAAUUGUACAGAAAUAGUGAUAUUCUAUUGUAUUUAUUUAAAACAAUCAGGGUGCUUUGAGAUUUUAACAUCUUCCACCAAGUUUCCCGAUAAAUGUGGUAUCUUUGUAUUUAUUUACUACAGCUGAAUCAGUGCCAUGUGGAGAAAUGUCAGCUUUUUACCCUGUUCAUUUUUUGCUAUCACCAAAAUCUGUGGCCAUAUUUUCUGUAUCAACUCUUUCAAAUGUUUUCACCAAUUGUAUUUUGUUAAUUUUGCUUCCACUGAUAAGAUUAAAUUGUGACUCUCCAAUUCUGCCAAAUGUUAUUCGUGCUGUUUUUGACCUGCUUAUAUCUAAGCAAAUUAACUUAAAGAUUAAUUUUAGACAAUAAUUUAAUUUGGACAAGGGGAGGAGAGGGAUGGUAAGAGGGAGUUUUUCAUCCACUGCGUUGUCAUUUGAGUGGUUUUGUCUUUUUGUGUCAGGGCGCCAUGGCGCAACUAUUAAAAUUUUUCUUAAAAGUUUUUCCAGAAAAAAAUAAGAGACCUCAACAUGUGUUUGUUUUUAUUAUGUUAAAGACAAACAGUUCAACAUUAAAAUAUGGUGCUGAAAAAAAGAAAAAAGUAUUAUUUUAAAUGUGUGUAAGUAUUUUUUAAAUUGUGUUUCUGUAAUAUAUAACCUUUUUAA
This is a messenger RNA of Periophthalmus magnuspinnatus, 8544 nucleotides long. RefSeq names its product collagen, type XI, alpha 2 (gene col11a2). The record is from RefSeq and is a predicted model, not a curated record. Lineage: Eukaryota; Metazoa; Chordata; Actinopteri; Gobiiformes; Gobiidae. The transcript is spliced from 65 exons. The coding region runs from base 379 to 6648 and encodes 2089 amino acids. Gene Ontology annotation, molecular function: extracellular matrix structural constituent; heparin binding.